AUGCCUAGCUUUACGCCGCUUCCCAAACCGCACUGCUUUGGAAUGGAUGAACUCGCUGAGGCCGCAACUGCGCGCGCUGAACUUGCGGCUCAGGAGCAAAACGGCACACCUGCCGAAUCGAAGCCAGUAUACAUCCAUCUUGCGCAAGGUCUUGCUCUUACCACCGGGUCAGCACUGGGCGAACGCUGUCCUUCAAAGGAAGACUGCCUUGCGGCCUUCGUAGCUCCGAACUCCGUCGGCUUGACCGCAGGCGCUCGCGCGUGGUCGAAACACGCCCAUCGCGGCGGCUCCGGCUGGUGGGGACAUCCGUCUGGACCCGUUGCGAAGAUCAACGAGAGAGCGCUUGAACUGUUCCACCGCGUAAUGGAGAAUGCAACAUGGCGAAACCUCCAUUGGCUACCGCACCAGAUCUUGGUCUAUGAAGUGCGUGUUGCAGCGGGUUAUGGUAUGCGCUUUGCGCAAGAUCGUUUGUCAUGCGCGACCGGAGAGGGAGAGGGCUCCGCAUCCGAGUUCGCUGCUCGAGCUUGGUUAUUCCGAGGUUUCCUUGAGCCUCAAAUCAAUAAUGGGCAUGAGAUUGGUUGGCGUCAUGAUCUAUAAACGUGUUUGAUCUUGUAUCUUCAAUAUCCUCAGAUCUACCACGUACUAUCGUGUUGGUUUACGCACUGCAGGAACUAGGUGAUAAUCCC
This is a messenger RNA of Punctularia strigosozonata HHB-11173 SS5, 686 nucleotides long. RefSeq lists its product as uncharacterized. The transcript has 2 exons. Lineage: Eukaryota; Fungi; Basidiomycota; Agaricomycetes; Corticiales; Punctulariaceae. The coding region runs from base 1 to 597 and encodes 198 amino acids. The record is from RefSeq and is a predicted model, not a curated record.